UUGGAGGAAAAAACAAAAAUAGAAAUUUGACAUUUGUGUCAAAUGUUUAAUUUUAUUCUAGUUUAUUGAUCUACAUCUAAUUUUGAUAUCUUGUAGUUUCAGCUUCUAUAUCAAGCACCUGUCAGAUUAGCUCCUAAACCUGUUUAACUAUUUUAAGGGUAUUUUAUAAAACUGGUCAUUAAAAGGUAUGUGGAUGUGAUUAGUUUUUAUGGUUUGGCAAGAUAAUUGAUCUUAAUGAUGUGAUUUGUUGGAUGCUUCUGUCUACCUCCUUAUAUAACGUGUCCUUUAAAAAUCUUUUAACAGCUAAUUCCUGAAACCAUCAUUAGGGAUUUAUUCCCUUAGUUAAUUGUUAUUACUUACAGCACUGUGAAUGACACAAAUGUUAGCCAUAGCAGACAUUUAUACCCAAAUGUAAAUUCAUGAGAUCUUUACUGAGCAGAGGUUUUAAUAAGAAAAUAGGAUUAUGAACCUCUCUACCUCCAAAAAAUAUCCACAUCCGAAAACUUGUGAAUAUAGGUUACAUGGCAAGAAGGAAUCAAUGGAGCAGAUGGAAUUAGGGGCUAAUCAACAGACCUUAAGAUAUAUCCUGGAUUAUCUGGGUGGGCCCAGUGUAAUAACAAGAGUUCCUAAAAGUGGAAGAACAGGCAGAAGAAAGUCAGUGUCAGAGUGAGGUGAUGGGAGAAGAAUUGGGCCUGCUGUUGCUGGGUUUGAAGGUGGAAGAGGCCACACGCCGAGGAAUGAGGUAGCCUCCAGAAGCCGGGAAUGGCAAGGGAUGGAGUCUCCUUUGCAGCCUCCAAAAGGAACACAGAUUUUAGUCUGGUAUGGACUGCGAGAGUUCGUGGUGCUCGCCCCUGCAGCAAACAGCGAUGCUGUUCUCAGUGAAUCUAAGUGCAAUCUUCUUCUGAGUUCUGUGUCUAUUGCUUUGGGAAACACUGGCUGCCAGGUGCCACUCUUUGCGCAAAUUCAUCACAAAUGGCGAAGAAUGUAUGUGGGAGAAUGUCAGGGUCCUGGUGUCCGAACUGAUUUUGAAAUGGUUCAUCUUCGAAAAGUGCCAAAUCAGUACACUCAUUUAUCGGGUCUGCUGGAUAUCUUCAAAUCAAAGAUUGGAUGUCCUUUAACACCAUUGCCUGCAGUUAGUAUUGCUAUUCGAUUGACCUAUGUACUUCAGGAUUGGCAGCAGUAUUUUUGGCCUCAGCAACCUCCAGAUAUAGAUGCCCUUGUAGGAGGGGAAGUUGGAGGUUUGGAGUUUGGCAAGCUACCAUUUGGUGCCUGUGAAGAUCCUAUAAGUGAACUCCACUUAGCAACUACAUGGCCUCACCUGACUGAAGGUAUCAUUGUGGAUAAUGAUGUUUAUUCUGAUUUGGAUCCUCUUCAGGCUCCCCAUUGGUCUGUUAGAGUUCGAAAAGCUGAUAAUCCUCAGUGUUUGCUAGGUGAUUUUGUCACUGAAUUUUUUAAAGUUUGCCGUCGGAAAGAAUCAACUGAUGAGAUUCUUGGACGAUCCACAUUUGAGGAAGAAGGGAGAGAAAUUGCUGAUAUAACUCACGCUUUGUCAAAGUUGACAGAGCCAGCACCAGUUCCAAUUCAUAAAUUAUCAGUUUCAAAUAUGGUACAUACUGCAAAGAAGAAAAUAAAAAAACACAGAGGUGUAGAAGAGUCACCACUGAAUAAUGAUGUCCUCAACACUAUUCUCUUGUUCUUAUUCCCUGAUGCUGCUUCUGAGAAACCAUUAGAUGGAACUUCUUCAAUGGACAACAAUCCUUUGUCAGAGAGUGAAGAAUAUAAUCUCUACAAUCAGUUCAAAUCUGCACCAUCUGACAGUUUAACAUACAAAUUGGCUUUGUGUCUCUGUAUGAUCAAUUUCUACCAUGGAGGAUUGAAAGGAGUGGCACACCUCUGGCAGGAAUUUGUCCUUGAAAUGCGUUUCAGAUGGGAAAACGACUUUCUGAUUCCAGGGAUUGUACAGCAAAGUAAAUGGAAAGAAAUACAGCCAGAUGUCAACAGUAGUUUUCCCAGAUUAGCAAGUGGCCCCCCAGAUCUAAGAUGCUGUUUAUUACAUCAGAAACUACAGAUGUUAAAUUGUUGUAUUGAAAGAAAGAAGGCACGUGAUGAGAAGAGAAAGACAAGUAUUUCAGAUAAUGUGACUAAUACAUAUCCAGGGGAUGCUGGAAGACCUGGAGACCAGCUGGGGCCAGACAAUCUAAAAGAUAUGGACAAGGAAAAGGGAGAGGUGGGAAAAUCUUGGGAUUCUUGGAGUGAUAGCGAAGAAGAAUUUUUUGAAUGCCUAAGUGAUACUGAAGAAUUUAAGGGAAAUGGACAAGAGAGUGGCAAAAAAGGAGGACUUAAGGAGAUGGCAAAUUUAAAGCCAGAAGGACGACUCAAUCAGCAUGGGAAACUUACACUGCUGCAUAAUGGAGAGCCUCUCUACAUUCCAGUAACCCAGGAGCCAGCACCUAUGACAGAAGACCUGCUAGAGGAGCAGUCGGAGGUUCUGGCUAAAUUGGGCACCUCCGCGGAAGGGGCUCACCUCCGGGCACGCAUGCAGAGUGCCUGUCUGCUGUCAGAUAUGGAGUCUUUUAAGGCAGCUAAUCCAGGUUGCUGUCUGGAAGACUUUGUGAGGUGGUACUCACCCCGGGAUUACAUUGAAGAGGAAGUGAUUGAUGAAAAGGGAAACACGGUUCUGAAAGGAGAACUGAGUGCCCGAAUGAAGAUUCCAAGCAACAUGUGGGUGGAAGCCUGGGAAACAGCUAAGCCAGUUCCUGCCAGAAGGCAAAGGAGACUCUUUGAUGAUACUCGGGAAGCAGAAAAGGUGCUGCACUAUCUGGCAAUGCAGAAACCUGCAGACCUCGCUCGGCACCUGCUACCUUGUGUAAUUCAUGCAGCUGUACUCAAGGUAAAGGAAGAAGAAAGUCUGGAAAACAUUUCUUCCGUUAAGAAGAUUAUCAAGCAGAUAAUAUCCCAUUCCAGCAAAGUCCUGCACUUUCCCAAUCCGGAAGACAAGAAACUAGAAGAAAUCAUCCAUCAAAUUACUAAUGUGGAAGCCCUAAUUGCUAGAGCCCGCUCACUGAAAGCCAAGUUUGGAACUGAGAAAUGUGAACAAGAGGAGGAAAAGGAAGAUCUCGAAAGGUUUGUGAGCUGCCUGUUAGAGCAGCCCGAAGUGCUGGUGGUGGGCGCGGGCAGAGGACACGCCGGCAGAAUCAUUCACAAGCUGUUCGUGAACGCACAGCGGCUGACUGAAUCUUCUGAUGAGGCUGCAGCCAUGGCUCCACCGGAGGAGGAACUGAAGAGAAUGGGCUCUGCAGAGGAGAGAAGGCAGAACUCCGUGUCAGACUUCCCGCCCCCUGCUGGCCGAGAACUCAUUCUGCGCACCACGGUGCCCCGCCCCGCCCCCUACUCCCGAGCUCUGCCUCAGCGCAUGUACAGUGUUCUCACCAAGGAAGAUUUCCGGCUGGCAGGUGCUUUUUCAUCAGACACCUCCUUCUUCUAGUUCUUCCUGAGCCACCCCAUUGUGACUUCAAAGGCAGUGCUGACCCCUUCUGUGGGAAGGAGGUUGUGUUGGUCAGAACCUGGGAGGCCUGAAGAGGGCCUGUCCAGUUGAAUGAUCAAGCGUCGUACUGGCAUCUGAAAGACUUUCUGGUGCCAAGCUUGGGCAGGGUAGUAGCUUGUGGGGUCUGAGGUAAUGGGCUUGAACUAUUGAAAGAUUUCUUCCCCAAAGAGAUGGCCCUUCGGGUGGGGUUGGGGACCAAAAAUGCAGGAGCUCUCUGUACUCACUCUGUUGUGUUCAAGAUUGUGUUCAUUUAUUCUUUCUGUGACUGUCCCUUAGGCUGUUGCCUUGCAUUUAUAGUCUGUGCAAACACUUCUUAUUUUUAUUAGUAUCAAGUAUGCAAAGUAGAGGAUCUGUUAACUCAGAUUUCUGGGUGUUUUGGAGGUAGAAUCUAUUCCCAGAAUCUUUGUUUUUAAUAUAUUAAAUGGCAUUCUGUUUAUUCAGUCACCUGGUCACCAUUUUUAUUAUACUAAUUAACUUUCGAUGAGCAUUUUGAAUAUUCUAGGAGAAAUCCUAGAAUUUCACAUAGAUAUGUGUUUUUCCAUAUAUGACCUAAAUGUAUUCCUUCUGAUGAAACUAUAUUAAAUGUCACUGCAAAUUAGUUUGAUACCUACUAGUAUCUUGUAAGGCUUCUCUUACUUGUUUUGUUUUGGGUGCCAUGUAAAAAGAUAGCCUGCAAAUUAUUGUUCUCUCCUUCCCUUCUUGUUCAGUCUGCAUUCCUUUUGUGUGGUUGCUGGUUGGAUACCAUAUUUAAUGAAGUAUAACAAAAAUACAGUCUUGGUACAUAGAGAUUAUCAUGCAGUUAGUAUAAUUUGGUAUAUGUGCUAAUGUAAUGAAUAGAUUAUUAUUUCAGUGAACUAUUUUACUUCUGUAUUUUAGUUAAAAUGAAAAUAAUUGAUGGGGAUAUGGAGUAGGACUAGCAUAAGGACAACCACAGAAUACUUCUAGUUGUCUGAUGAUCAAGAUUUAUUAUGUCUGUGUUGCUAUAGGGCCUGUGUUCAAUAAUCUUAAAUCUAUUUUUAGGCCUAAAGUUCCCACUUUAAUCCAAAGUAAAAAAUGCUUAUAAUGAAGCAUAGACCUUGCUGUGAAACUUUAAAGAAUUAAUAGAUCUGUGUAAACCUGUUAUAUUAUUUUUGUAAAAAAAAAAAAAAAAAGAGUAUGUGUGUACAUAUUUAA
Molecule: messenger RNA, 4717 nt
Organism: Myotis myotis
Lineage: Eukaryota; Metazoa; Chordata; Mammalia; Chiroptera; Vespertilionidae
Gene: RAB3GAP1
Product: RAB3 GTPase activating protein catalytic subunit 1
Exons: 22
Coding region: 773-3484 (903 amino acids)
Biological process (GO): positive regulation of GTPase activity
Molecular function (GO): GTPase activator activity
Source: RefSeq, a predicted model, not a curated record